GCAACUCCCAUGUUUUCAAACCCUCAACAUCCGGAAAUCCUUACCUGCUGCAACUGUAACCAGAGGUCGCUGCAGGAACUGAGUUAUUCGGCACCACCCAGGGCUCUCCAAUAAAGGGGCGGUCGAGAGCUCGCUGAUGAGUGUCGGCUGCGCAGGAGCGUCGCUUUGUCAAAGAGGUACGGCUAGGGAGUCCUGGGAAUUGACGGUGAAAGAUGCCAGGUUGCUACCUUAGCUACCUCACCUCUUUCACCUCAGGUACCUUGUGCUCCAUGCCCACUGAUAGGAGUGGGCUCGAGGCCAUCAAUUUCCCACGAAUCCGUCACCUGCCGACUACCAUGCUACCCUCUUUUAGAACGGUUGCAUCCUUUGAGACCAUGGGAAAUGAUUCAUCACAUUCUGCGGCAAUCCAGUUCCAGGUUGUUUGGGGUUGAAGCACUCGCAAUGAAAUUCCAAGACCCUGGGGCUGUCGCUUUGUCAAGGCAGUUCUUAGCUCCACAAACUCGGGGGGUUAUUUGUUGUCUAGUGCAGUUGAGGAUCCUGCAGGAGAGGACGUCCCCGCCCAGGGCAUGUUCUCAGCGAAACUUGCCGCUAAUCCAUCUGCUGUUAGCUUUGGACCUGUGCUCCCGUCUUCCUGCCCCUGAACCGAAGACUUUAAGUGCGCAUGUACAUACAACACAGUACAUGGAUGUGGCUAGACAUUUGAAAAUGGUAGAACAUAAUGGCAGGCAGGGGAGUCUGGGACUUGCCCAAAACCUGAUCAGGAAACACGAACGUGAAAAAUAUUCAACAAAUCGAGGCUCACCUCAUCAGUAUCGUUGAC
This is a messenger RNA of Canariomyces notabilis, 820 nucleotides long. RefSeq lists its product as uncharacterized. The coding region runs from base 213 to 431 and encodes 72 amino acids. The record is from RefSeq and is a predicted model, not a curated record. Lineage: Eukaryota; Fungi; Ascomycota; Sordariomycetes; Sordariales; Chaetomiaceae. The transcript has a single exon.